Maylandia zebra (zebra mbuna) is the source of this 2895-nucleotide messenger RNA. RefSeq names its product eukaryotic translation initiation factor 4, gamma 2b (gene eif4g2b). Gene Ontology annotation, molecular function: protein binding; mRNA binding; translation initiation factor activity. The record is from RefSeq and is a predicted model, not a curated record. NCBI's taxonomy places the organism in Eukaryota, Metazoa, Chordata, Actinopteri, Cichliformes, Cichlidae. Gene Ontology annotation, cellular component: eukaryotic translation initiation factor 4F complex.
AUGGCGACACGAAGAAUCGGCUCACCGUUUUCCCCAUCCCUUCCUAUUCUUCUUAUUCUUUUGAGUAUUCUUCAUUCUCAAGCCGCCAAAGUGGAGAGUGUGAUUGCAGAAGGGGGUGCUUCUCGUUUCAGUGCUUCUUCGGGGGGAGGAGGUGGUAGGGGUGCACCUCAGCACUAUCCCAAGACUGUCGGCAACAGCGAGUUCCUGGGGAAAACCCCAGGGCAAAGCGUUCAGAGAUGGGUUCCUUCACGAAGCACUAGACGAGAUGUCAACUCCAGCAACGAAAAAGAGCGACACGAUGCAAUCUUCAGGAAAGUGAGGGGCAUACUCAACAAACUCACGCCUGAGAAGUUUGACAAGCUAUGCCUUGAGCUCCUGAAUGUGGGCGUAGAUUCAAAACUCGUCCUUAAAGGAAUCAUCUUGCUGAUUGUAGACAAAGCCUUAGAAGAGCCGAAAUAUAGCUCGCUCUAUGCUCAGCUAUGUCUGCGCUUGGCAGAGGACGCACCAAACUUUGAUGGCACUUCACCUGAUAUCCAGACACCCCAAAAGCAGAGCACAACCUUCAGAAGACUGCUGAUUUCCAAGCUUCAAGAUGAAUUUGAGAACCGCACCAGAAAUGUUGAAAUCUAUGACAAACAUGACAACCCUCUUACUUCGGAGGAGGAGGAGCAGCGUGCCAUUGCCAAGAUCAAGAUGCUUGGCAACAUUAAAUUCAUCGGGGAACUUGGCAAACUUGACCUCAUCCAUGAAUCUAUCCUUCAUAAAUGCAUCAAGACACUUCUGGAAAAGAAGAAGAGAGUCCAGCUCAAGGAUAUGGGGGAGGAUCUGGAAUGCCUCUGUCAGAUAAUGAGAACAGUGGGGCCGAGACUCGACCAUGAGAAAGCAAAGUCUUUAAUGGAUCAGUACUUUGGCCGUAUGCGAUCCUUAAUGAACAACAAGGAGUUGCCCGCUAGGAUCCGCUUCCUGCUGCAAGAUACAGUGGAACUUCGAGAAAACAACUGGGUCCCCCGCAAGGCUUUCAUCGAUAACGGACCAAAGACAAUUAACCAGAUCCGUCAAGAUGCAGUGAAGGAUUUGGGUGUUUUCAUCCCAGCACCCAUGUCUCAGGGGAUGAGGAUGGACUUCUUCCUGGAAAGCCCUUUCAUGCCCAGCAGAAUGAAACUGGACAGGGAGACUCUUGGGGGUUUGGCUGACAUGUUUGGACAGAUGCCAGGCAGUGGGAUUGGAACUGGCCCGGGGGUUAUUCAGGACAGGUACUCGCCUACUAUGGGACGCCAUCGCACCAACCCACUCUUCAAUGGCCACGGUGGCCACAUUGCCCCUCCACCUCAGUCACAGUUUGACAUGGGGCCCAAGUCUUUUGUUAAGUCCAACCAGGUUCAGAACCAGCAUUUCCUCAACCAGAACCAGAACCACAUGGCCCAGCAGCAGGUCCAGUCCAAGGACAUGCCUCCACGAUUCAGCAAGAAAGGACAGCUCAAUGCUGACGAGAUCAGCCUCAGGCCUGCUCAGUCAUUCCUCCUCAAUAAGAACCAGGUGCCCAAGCUCCAGCCCCAGAUCCCGACCAUGAUGCCUCCCAGUGCCCAACCCCCACGCACUCAGACUCCCCCUCUGGGACAGCCUCCACAGCUUGGCCUGAAGACCAACCCUCCACCUAUUCAAGAGAAACCGCAGAAGACUAACAAGAAACCACCUCCUGCAAAGGAGGAGCUUCUUAAAAUGACGGAGGCAAUCAUGACUGAGUACUUGAACACUAAGAACCUGACUGAGGCUGUGAGUGGCGUGAGAGAGAUGAAGGCUCCAAAGCAUUUCCUGCCAGAGAUGCUCAGUAAGAUCAUUGUGUGCUCCCUGGAUUGUCCAGAUGAGGACAAAGAGCACGCCAGCACUCUGAUUCACACACUCCGCACUGAGGGCCUCAUCACUGGGGAGAACUUCAUGCAGGCUUUCCUUAACGUCCUGGACCAGUGCCCUAAGAUCGAGGUGGACGUGCCCCUGGUGAAGUCUUAUCUGGCCCAGUUUGCGGCUCGGGCUAUCAUCGCAGAGCUGGUGAGCGUGGCGGAGCUGGCUCACCCCCUGGAGAACGGAACCCACUUCCCACUCUUCUUGCUCUGCUUGCAGCAGACGGCCAAGCUCAAGGAUCGUGAGUGGCUCACUGACCUCUUCCAGCAGAGCAAGGUCAAUAUGCAGAAGAUGCUCCCAGAAAUUGAUCAGAACAAGGACCGCAUGCUGGAGAUCCUGGAGGGGAAAGGCCUGAGCUUCCUGUUCCCUCUGCUGAAGCUGGAGAAGGAGCUGCUGAAGCAGAUAAAGGCAGACCCCUCUCCACAGUCCAUCUACAAGUGGAUUAAAGACAACAUUUCACCCAAGUUUCAUACUGAUAAAGGCUUUGUCAACAUCCUCAUGACCAGUUUCCUCCAGUACAUCUCCCAAGAGUUGUGCGAGGCAGAGGGUGAUGAGCAACUGGCAGCGCCCUCUAAAGAGAUGCUGGAACAAGAGAAACAGCUGCUGCUGGCCUUCAAGCCCGUCAUGCAGAAGUUCCUGCACGACCAUACCGAGCUGCAGGUCAGCGCCCUCUACGCCUUGCAGGUGCACUGCAAUGCCCGGGGGUUCCCUAAAGGCAUGCUACUGCGCUACUUUGUCAACUUCUACGACAUGGAGAUCAUUGAAGAGGAAGCCUUCCUUGCAUGGAAAGAAGACAUUACCCAAGAAUUCCCUGGAAAAGGAAAAGCUUUAUUCCAGGUAAACCAGUGGCUCACCUGGCUGGAGACGGCAGAGGAGGAGGAAUCUGAGGACGACGCAGACUAAGAAACCAAGCGGAAGCAUCAUGGCGUAGAUCAACCGUAUCUUAUUGUUAGACUUGUGUUACCUUAUUAAACUCCAUGCUUAAUUUAACCACUA